AAAAGAAUCCGAACUACACCACCAACAACCAAGCCAAAAAAAACCCCCCCAUCCAUCAAUCCAUUCACCCACCAUGCCCCCAACCCACCUCCUACAAACCCGCGACUCCGACUCCGACUCCAAUUUCGAAACCUACCGCCUCAUAAUCCUCAUCUUCGCUAUCAUAGUCCUCAUAACAUCCAUCCUAAGCUCAAUUUUCGUCUACCGCGCUCGAACAAAAAUGCUCGAAAGAAGGAAAGCUUUGGGAUGUCAUUGCUACGAUGAUCUCAGUGCUUGUUGGACUCCUUGGUGGUAUUGGGCUUUGGCCAGAUGUACUUGUGAUGAUGGUGGAGUGAAAGGAAAUGGCAAUAAUGGGAAUAAUGAUGUGCCGUUGACGACGUAUCAACGGACGUCGCUUCCGACGUAUCAGCAGAGUCAGGAGGAACGGGGACGGUAUGGGGUGCCGGUGAAACGGGAUGCGGGGAGGGAGGGGUCGUGAGUGGGUUUGAAGGACUUUUUCUUCUUCUUCUUCUUUUGUUUGGAUGGUUUUGUGGUGUUGUUGUUGUUGUGUUUUUUCCAACUUUCUUGUCACUGUAGACAUAUUCGCCAAGGUCACCCGGUAUCUUCUGGAUGCUCUAGGAAAUCGAUCGCUGAGCCACCCAUUGCACCCAAACACACAACAAGACAUG
This is a messenger RNA of Pseudocercospora fijiensis CIRAD86, 668 nucleotides long. RefSeq lists its product as uncharacterized. The transcript has a single exon. Bases 74 to 478 code for a protein of 134 amino acids. Lineage: Eukaryota; Fungi; Ascomycota; Dothideomycetes; Mycosphaerellales; Mycosphaerellaceae. The record is from RefSeq and is a predicted model, not a curated record.